GACGCCUGUGAGCGAGCGUGUGCCCCGCGUGCGGCCCCCCCACGGCUUUGCGCUCUUCCUGGCAAAGGAGGAAGCCCGAAAGGUCAAGAAGCUGCACGGGAUGCUGAGGAGCCUCCUGGUGUAUAUGCUCUUCCUGCUGGUGACGCUGCUGGCCAAUCACGGGGAUGCCUCAUGCCACAACCAUGCCUACCGCUUGCAGAGUGCCAUCAAACAGGAGCUGGGCAGCCAGGCCUUCCUGGCCAUCACCCGGUCUGAGGAGUUCUGGCCGUGGAUGUCGCACGUGCUGCUCCCCUACAUCCACGGGAACCGGUCCAGCCCAGAGCUGGGGCCCCCACGACUGCGUCAGGUGCGGCUGCAAGAAGCUCUCUGCCCAGACCCUCCCGGCUCAGGGCUGCCCACGUGCUCUGCAGCCUCUGGCACCUUCAGCACCGGCGACUAUGGCAUUGGCUGGGGGAGUGCUGCCCACAAUGGCUCGGAGACGUGGGCCUACUCUGCACCAGACCUGCUGGGUGUCUGGUCCUGGGGCUACUGCGCUGUGUACGACAGCGGGGGCUACGUGCAGGAGCUGGGGCUGAGCCUGGAAGAGAGCCGCGCGCAGCUGGGCUUCCUGCAGCUGCACAACUGGAUCGACAACAGGAGCCGCGCCGUGUUUGUGGAGCUCACGCGCUACAGCCCGGCCGUGGGGCUUCACGCCGCCGUCACGCUGCGCCUCGAGUUCCCUGCAGCCGGGCACGCAGUGACCGCCCUCAGUGUGCGCCCCUUCCCGCUGCAGCGCCUGAGCGCCGGCCUCUCCCUGCCACUGCUCACCUCGGUGAGCCUGCUGCUGUUCGCGCUGUACUUCUCGGUGGCCGAGGUGCGCGUGUGGCACAGGGAAGGGCGUACACGCGCGGUGCAGCCUGGGGCCUGGGCACGGUGGCUGCUGGUGGCACUGACCGCGGCCGCGGCGCUCGUGCGCCUGGCCCAGCUGGUUGCCGCCGACCGCCAGUGGACCCGCUUCGUGCGCCGCCGCCCACGCCGCUUCACCAGCUUCGAGCAGGUGGCGCAGCUGAGCGCCGCAGCUCGCGGCCUGGCCGCCUCGCUGCUCUUCCUGCUUCUGGUCAAGGCCGCACAGCAGCUGCGCUUCGUGCGCCAGUGGUCGGUUUUCGGCAAGACGCUAUGCCGGGCCCUGCCGGAGCUGGUGGGGGCCACCGUGGGCCUGGUGGCGCUCGCCGUGGCCUACACCCAGCUGGCCGUUCUGCUGGUGUCGUCCUGCGUGAAUUCGUUUCGGAGUGCGGCCCAGGCCCUCUUGGUGCUGUGCCCUGGGUCCGGGGCUCCUGCCCUGUGCCCUACUGAAUCCUGGCGCCUGUCCCCGCUGCUGUGCACGGGGCUCUGGGCCCUGCGGCUGUGGGGGGCCCUGAGGCUGGGAGCAGUCCUUCUGCGGUGGCGGUACCAUGCUCUGCGUGGGGAGCUCUACCGACCAGCCUGGGAGCCACAGGACUAUGAGAUGGUCGAGCUCUUCUUACGCAGGCUGCGCCUCUGGAUGGGCUUCAGCAAGGUUAAGGAGUUCCGCCACAAAGUCCGCUUCGAAGGGAUGGAGCCGCUGCCUUCCCGCUCCUCCAGGGGCUCCAAGUCUUCCCCAGAUGCACCGCCCCCCAGCGGGGGCUCUGACACCUCACGGCCCUCCACCUCCUCCAGCCAGCUGGACACGCUGAGUGGGGGCCUGGGCCGGCUGGGCCCACGGGGGGAGCCCGAGCCCUCGCGGCUCCAAGCUGUGUUCGAGGCCCUCCUUACCCAGUUCGACCGACUGAACCAGGCCACAGAGGACGUCUACCAGCUGGAGCAAAGGCUGCAGAGCCUGCAGGGCCACAGGAGCACUGGUCCCCCAGCCUCCCCUCCCCGCAGCCCCUCCUCAGACCUGCGGCCAGCCCUGCCCAGCCGUCUUGCCCGGGCCAGCCGAGGCAUGGGCCUGGCUACUGGCCCCAGCAGGGCUUCCCUGCGGGCUAAGAACAAGGUCCACCCCAGCAGCACUUAACCCCUGGGCCCUGGGUUCAUAGCCCUUCCCUGGGGUGGGUCUGUGGCUUCACUCCGGCUUCUUGAAGGAGCCGGAGCAGACACCACCGCUCAGUAUUAACUUCUGCCGCCCUCAAGGUCUCGGGCCAGGCAGGAGAGCUGCACGAAGGUCCCCCUGGGAGGAGGCAGCCGCUCUCUCUGGGGGGGCUCUCAGCACUUUAAAGAGGCCAUGUGGGCAGCCAGGACCCAGGGUCCCCUCCCCAGCUCCCCAUGGGAGGACACAGCAGUAUUGGGCCAAGUGCCCAGCCUCUGAGAUGCUAAUUUAUUACCGGAGUCCUCAGGUACAGCGGGCUGUGCCCGGCCCCACCUCCUGGGCAGACAUCUCCCCUUUGCUAAGGAUCCAGGCUUCGGGGAGGGAACCUGCCCCUCCCGUGGUCUUCCCCACUAAGUUAUUACCUCUCCUAUGCCCCUGCUGAGUGCACUCCCCUUCCGCUGCCAUAUGUGUGUCUAUCGUCAGUAAUUUAUAUGGGGUUAAAAUGUAUAUAUUUUUGUACGUCGCUCUAUUUUUCAUUAGGGCCAAGGGCCCCGCUAGCUGAAGCAGCCCAGUGCCCACGGUCACCCACGUUGAGGGGCAGCGGGGACGGCAGAGCAGGCCUCCCUCCCGCCUGACCGGAAGGCCAGGGCCGGCCUGGGACAGGUGCUGAGAGGGGAGGCUUGUUAGAAGGGCCCAGUCCCCUCCUAGGCAGUUCUGUUUCCCCCCCGCCCCAGGGGCCUUGUUCUGUGCCUGAAGCUGCGCAGCAAGAAGGCAGGGCCCAGACCUGCUGGUGCCAGGUCUGGGUGAGGAGCAGGACAAGGGCAAGAACAAGGUGGUCAGGUGGAAAGAGCCCUCCCCGGGGGCUGGCUCUUGGGGCUGGGGCAGGUGAACACAAGACCGUGUGUGAUGGCGUGGGUGGCCCAGACAGGCCCCGUACCACGGCUGGGGGGGGGGGGGGCCCCCACGGGGACCUUGCCCAAGCUAUAGCCUUGAUUCCAUCCCCA
This is a messenger RNA of Neomonachus schauinslandi (Hawaiian monk seal), 3027 nucleotides long. Its product is annotated as polycystin-1-like. The transcript is spliced from 10 exons. The record is from RefSeq and is a predicted model, not a curated record. Lineage: Eukaryota; Metazoa; Chordata; Mammalia; Carnivora; Phocidae. The coding region runs from base 101 to 2011 and encodes 636 amino acids. Gene Ontology annotation, biological process: kidney development. Gene Ontology annotation, cellular component: membrane.